Molecule: messenger RNA, 1413 nt
Organism: Paramuricea clavata
Lineage: Eukaryota; Metazoa; Cnidaria; Anthozoa; Malacalcyonacea; Plexauridae
Source: the annotation of a GenBank genome assembly
AUGUCUGUACGAUCUUGUUUUACGCUUGAUGGACAAGAAAUUAAUCAAGAAAUUAGAAGAGAAACUGCAUCAGAGGCUGAUGGCAGAGAAACUUUAGUGAGACGAAGUUCAAGACUAAACGUACUGAAUAAAGGGAGAAAUCUAGAAGAAGAUUUCGCUGAGAAAGCAAAUGCGUUGUUUAGAUCUCGAGCAGGACAUAUUAGUACUUUAACGAGAAUACAAGGUGACAUUGAAACAAUUAUGUGUGCAUAUGAGGAGACGAUUGAAGUUAUGUCGAGAAAGGCAAAGUAUGAUGAUGCUUGGCGAAAAUUUGUAAACGCUCAGGAACAAUAUAUUGAAUAUAUAAUUUCAAAGGAAGAAAAAGAAAAGGCACUUCUGAGUUAUGAAAGGCAGAAGAUAAGAAAAUUGUAUUUUGAUGAGGAAGUUCAGCAAUGGUGCAAAAAUCUCGAAUUGGAAGCAAGAGAAAAUGCAGAAGAAGUGUCAAACUCUGGCAAGAAGCAAAGUGGAACAGCCCGAACAGGUAAUCUUUCUGAAAUGUCUAGUCGGAGUGGAAGGUCAACAGCUAUAUCAAGAAAGGCAGAGAAGUUGGCUUUAGCAAAGCUGAAAGUUACGCAGUUGAAGAAACAACAUCAGCUUGAAAGGAAAAUGACUGAAUUGAAGUUUGAAAAGGAAAUUAUGGAAGCACAAAUGGAAGAAGAGCGUGCAGCGGUAAGUCUUAUUUAUGAACCAGAUAAUGAGGAAGAACAUAAUUUAGAUCACUAUGAAGAAGACAGAUUACAACUUAGAGACGGUGCUAUGAAUUGGUCUGGCUUUAAAUCAGUAAAUCCUAUACAAACUAGUAAAGCUAAUAGAGAAACAUUUAACUUUCCGAGGGAACUUUAUGUAUCUAGAGGGUCAAAGAUUGAAGAAUCCACACCUAGUCAGAAACAAGAGGGUGUUUCGAGAUAUUAUGUGGAUCAACCUACUCUGAGGCAAUACGGACAAGAACUGCCAGAGUUAAGUCAAAACACUGCAUUUACAGAAUUAUGCCGCCCGCCAGUGAAAGUGUUAGCAGAAGAAGUUUGGAGUCAGGAAGCACAAGCAACAAUAGAAACAGAUAUUGGACCGUUGCAAACAUUGAGAGAUUUAGUGGGAAAUCCAGAAGUGUCUAACCAGCCGAUUGGGCAAGGAAUAUCACAGUUUAACGAACAGUGUCAACCACGAACGACCUCCUGGCCCCAGAUAUCUCAACCACCGCAGCGAACGACAACGACCUCUUGGCCCCAGACAUCUCAACCACCGCAGCGAACGACAACGACCUCUUGGCCCCAACCAUCUCAACCACCGCAGAGAACGACAACGACCUCUUGGCCCCAACCAUCUCAACCACCGCAGCGAUAUAUUCAUCGUGAUGUGGAGUCCUUGCCAAGGAUG